AACAGAGUGAAGGUGACUCUGACUGACCUAUUUCGGCAAAGCAUCAGCACAAGUUAUUUGACUAUGCCUUCUGGAGAAACCUCAAAGAAAGGUGCAAAGAGAGCCAAAAUACAUGAUAAAGCUGCACAGACAGCUGAUGUUUCAGUUGGGCAACAAAGAAAUGAUCCAAUGAGAGAAUCUGAAGGAAAUUUAGGUUGUCCGCCUCGUAUGCCAACUGAAGCAGAACCUAUUUCAACUGAAGGUCAAGCUACAGAAAAGCCGAAAAUACCACCUAGAGGUAAAGCAAAAUUGUUGGAGAUUGGCAAAAAAAAAAGAAAACGUCCUAUCCUAGUUGAAUUCAAUGAAAGAGGCCAGCCAAUUGGGAAAAAUGCAGCUAUAUUCUCCUCAUUUAUUGGAUGCACGGCAAGAGAGCUGAUACCAAUAACUUCACCGACUUGGAAAAAUUUAUCAGAUUUGUUCAAAACUCAGAUUUGGGAGCACAUAACAACAAGUUUCACUGUUGACGAAUGCUAUAAGAAAAAUGUUAUUCGAAAGAUGAUCAAGCUUUGGCGAGAUAAUAGAUCCAAUGUUAUGAAAGAAGUGGAGAAGCAAGCCGAACUUGUAGGCCUACAACGUGCUGCUACCCUUUUCAAACCUAAUAAUGUAGAAUCUAUGAAUGAGUGGCUAGCUCUUGUCAAAAACAGAACUAGUCCGUCAUUUAAGGAAAUGUGUCAAAAAUUCAAAGCAAUGCGGGCAGAAAGAACUUUACUCCACAGAACUAGUAGAAAAAGUUUUGCCUGUCUUGAAGAAGAAUUAAGGUCACAAAGUGAAACCCCAGAUGCAAUAACAAGGUCUGAUGUUUGGAUUCAUGCUUACGAAGCGAAGAAGAAGAAGGAUUCAGAUGUAGUUGAGGAUCCAGAAAUAGUGAAACAAGUGAAAAUGUACAAGGCUGAGCAAGAACCUUCAGAGAAAUGUUCUUUAAAAGAUGAUGCUGUUGCAAAAGUACUCGGUCCUGAUCCACGAGGACGAGUAAGAGGGUUGGGAUUUGGAGCGGUCCCUUCAAAGGCAGGUUAUCAAACCAAUGUUGGAAACAAAGUUGCUAAGUUAGAGAAUGCUUUAUUCACUCAAUCACAGAAUAUGCUUGCUCAAUCACAAGAGAUUCAACAAUUGAAAGAGAUAGUUGGAGCUAUUUUGGCACGGACAGAGAAAGAGGGGAAUAACCAUGGAAGUACCAGUGGUCAGCAUUCUGGUAAUCAGCUUUCACAACAAAAAGAUAAGGAAAAUAUAAGUGUGACCGUGCGAAAUUCUGAAACUGAGAGACCACAAAGCAGGCACAGUAAACAAAAGAACUCAAGUGUUCAACAUUCUGUUGAUGAGGGGUUGCAGAGCAAAGAAAAGGAAGGUGCAAGGACCAAGGGUAUUAAGAAUGAUCAUAACAGAAUUGAGUUAUUAAAUUGGUUUCAGAUGGGAGAAGAAGUUGUUGCAAGUGCAAAACUUGAGUCAAAGGAUCCAAGUGCAGUGGUCCAUCACGUGCCUCUUGGCCACGAAUGUUGGAAAGUUUGGGUUCUUGAUGUUUUUGAGGAUAUAGCUUUGUAUCGACCAACCAGCGAGUUUGGAAAAUUGAGUAUGGCUCAAGGAAGUACAAUUGCAUGGCCGAUCAAAUACAUCAAAUUGGUUUAGCUAGUCUUCAAACUUUUAGGGACUUCCAUUUUUUGAAGUAUAUAUUAACAAGCUCCGACUGAUGACAAAUUUCUUAGAGAGAUAGUCGAGAGAUUCCGCAUUUGGGAGUUGUUCAAAAGAUGAUGCGGUAUAUUUUGUAAUGCUAUAUUCUUAAACUCAAGUUUGCUACUAAUUGUACUUAGUUAAUUUGUAGUAGAUUGGAUAUGACAAGUUUGUUAAAACAUUUUCUA
This is a messenger RNA of Rosa rugosa (rugosa rose), 1889 nucleotides long. RefSeq lists its product as uncharacterized. The transcript is spliced from 8 exons. The record is from RefSeq and is a predicted model, not a curated record. Lineage: Eukaryota; Viridiplantae; Streptophyta; Magnoliopsida; Rosales; Rosaceae. The coding region runs from base 64 to 1659 and encodes 531 amino acids.